Drosophila serrata is the source of this 1813-nucleotide messenger RNA. RefSeq names its product carbohydrate sulfotransferase 11. The record is from RefSeq and is a predicted model, not a curated record. Lineage: Eukaryota; Metazoa; Arthropoda; Insecta; Diptera; Drosophilidae. Gene Ontology annotation, biological process: carbohydrate biosynthetic process. Gene Ontology annotation, cellular component: membrane. Gene Ontology annotation, molecular function: sulfotransferase activity.
CUGUGCUCAUUUCGCAUUUGAUUUCAUUCGUGAAAUGUGCGUUGUGCGGUGAUGACGCUAACGAACAUUUAGCACAGCAAACUAAAUUUAGAAAGCACAACGUGGACGCCGACGAUGAGCAGCACCACUUACAAAAUCUGUCGCCAACUGCAGGCAAAGUUUGCGGCCGCGUAGCAAGCACCAGCAGGAAAUGUCCCACGAAUAUCAAUAGCAGAUAUACACGCUAUAUCUAAAAAAAAAAAGAAAAAAAAUCAAUCCAAACCAAAUCCGGCAACCACUGCAAUCCACUCCAAUCCGGAAACGAGGAGCGGAUAGAGAGGUCCAGGUCCAGGCCCCCAUCAGUUCCUAUGCAGCAAGCAUCGAGUUUAAAUGAAAUUGAGCAAGAGCCUGGCAAACUGUCGCGCCAUCCGGCGAUAUUUGCUCAUCUUCACGGUCGUCUCCCUGCUCCUGCUGCCCCUGUCCUUGGUCUACCUGGUGUGGAACGAGCAGCUGCAGAAGAUCCGAGGAUUCGAGGCUUUUAAUGUGCAGCAGCAGCCGCCGCAGCAGCAGCAGCAGCAGCAGUUACAUCCGCAGCAGGGGCAGCAACAGGAGCAGCAACAUGGCCAGCUUCCGUAUCCGGUGGUCCGGUAUCCGGUGCUGCUGCUAAACAAGAACAAGAACAAGGAUCUCACCGUGGUGGCAACGGGCAAGACUAAGAACAAGUGGCGCUAUGUCGAUAAAGACAGCAACCAGACGCUCCUGCCCCUCAUUCCCGAGUAUGCCGUGCAGACGCUUUCGCCGCAGGAAAUGCUUCAGGUGGAGCAACGGAUGGACCAGCGAAGGGAGCGGCUGAGGGACAAGUGCUCCGCCUACGGCCUGGACGUCCUAGGUCACGACUCGUGGCACACCCCGAAUACGUGGGAAUUUCUGGUCAACAAAAAGUAUCACAUUAUAUGGUGCAAUGUCUUUAAGGCAGCCUCCUCAUCCUGGAUGUUCAACUUUAAUGUCCUGGCCGGCUAUUCACCCAGCUAUUUGCGAAAAACCAAAAAGAUUCUCCUCAAUCUGGCCAGGGAGCGCUAUCCCCGUGUGACCCUCGACGAGCUGCGUGAGGCGCAGAAUUACUCGCUGACCUUUAUCAUAGCACGCGACCCCUUCGAACGGCUGUUGAGCGCCUAUCGGGACAAGAUGGUGUUCGCCCUGCCCUACUCCUUCCACGAUAAGUUGGGACGCAGCAUUGUGCGUAAUUAUCGCAAGAAGCCAGCGUUGGCUACCCGUGCGGCCAACACAAAGUUCCCCUCGUUCCCUGAGUUUGUCCACUGGCUGCUCGACCAGGUGAAGCGGGGCUUCAUCGACAUGCACUUCGUGUCGGCCACCUCCUUCUGCACGCCCUGUCUCAUCCGGUUCGACAUGAUACUGAAGUUCGAGUCGCUGGCGGAGGAUCAAUUAUAUCUAAUCGAAAAGACUGGCCUGAAGCGGGUGAUAGCGCCCGUGUGGCGCAACAUGGGCAAGGGCCGCAAGACGCACGAGCUCCAGCAGCAGUUCUACGCGCAGCUGACGCGCCAAGAGAUGCUGGAGCUCUACGAGUAUUACAAAUACGACUUUGAGCUAUUUGACUACGACAUCCAGGAGUAUCUGCAGGUGGCCCGGCCGGACGUGGCCGAUAGUCCGGCGAGCACAAAGAAUUAGCCCGGCUAUGAAUAUUAGACUUUGCUAAUUAGAAAAUACCAAUGAAUCAAGUUCAACGAACUCACAUAUUAGCCGUCACAGUACGUAAUUGCAAAUGUUGAUAAUACUGAAGGAAAACAAUAAUAAACUUAACUACAUUUAAAUGAAA